This is a messenger RNA of Cladocopium goreaui, 588 nucleotides long. NCBI's taxonomy places the organism in Eukaryota, Dinophyceae, Suessiales, Symbiodiniaceae. The record is from the annotation of a GenBank genome assembly.
AUGGGCGAGGAAGUGACACUGGCUUUUUCGUGCAGGGCCGAAACCAUCUUCGGCUACAGUAUACGAGUGGUGGGCGACUGUGACGCGCUUGGCAACUGGAAUCCGGCCAGGGCACCAGCCCUCACCACAGAUGCUUCGGAAUAUCCCAAAUGGUUUGGGAACAUUCAAUGCCGAGCGGUGCCCACCGAGUACAAGUUCGUCAAAUUUGACGAAUUUCAAAAUGCAGUGUGGGAGGAAGGGGACAACCGGUACUUUGCGGUAACCGACGACGGAGUGGUCACCCGAAACGGUGAAUCCGGAGAGCCCGCCACUCCCAUUUUUGGCGUGAAGGACCCUUCGUAUGUGCCGAGGCUUGCGAGCGGAAGAUCUCGGAAAACCUCAUUUGAGGAUGAGGUCAAAGAGUAUGCGGUGCCGAUCCCGGCGACCCCAAAAAACAAAGUGGCCAGCGGGACAGCAGGCUUCCAAGAUGAACUCCACUUCAAAGUUGUUUGCGCUUGGACUGGCAUGGGCGACCACGUGUCGGUGGUCGGUUCCUGCGAGGAGUAUCUCGGCAGCGCCGAACAGGAUGCGUUGGAUGAUGUUGGAUGA